AUGUCGUUCUGUCGCAUCACGGGCAAAUGUCGGUCGCUGCCGAAGCCCAACUACUUCCCGAUGCUGCCACCAAUCUCACCGGCGGCAGCGAAGCGUUUCUGUCGCGUGACGGGCAAAUCGUACGGGUUGCCCUCGCACCACUUCAUCCCGGUGACGCUCGUGAAGCGGUCGGCCGGCGCGGACCGGUGCCGGGUGACGAACGUGUCGGCGGAGCUCGAACCGCACCACUACCAACCGGGCGCGUACGGUAACCGGCGGCACGAGGUGCUGUGUGCGUUCCGCUACGUGCUGCCCGUGCUGGACGACAGCGAUGAGGCGCAGCGUAAUCUGACCACCAUCCUGCAGCAGAAGACGAAACCGCUCGAACAGAGCCUGUACGUGUACCGGGUGGAUGAGCGUAGCUUUGGGCUCGUUUUCCCGGCACGCCUCGAGGCGGCCGUCCGCGACGGGGACGUGCGGGACGUCAUGCUGGCGAAAGAGUCCGACAAACUGCUGAUCAAGCUGCGCAAGGGCAACAGUGUGAGCGUACCGCUGCAGAGCUUCGAGCACACGGCGCCCGAGUCCGGCGCACUGUACGAGGGCGAGGGCCCGCGGGAGGAGGUGCUUAAGCGGAGGGAAAAGGAGGACGCAAAGCGCCCGAAACCGAAACCCAAAUCGAACCUCUCCAGCAUAGCGAACAUCUUCGAGAGCAAGGAACGCGUCGAGGAGGAACAGAUCGAGCAGGAGCAGCGGUUCAUUGAGGAGCACCGCGAGAAGGCGGUUCGGCUCGCAGCGGAACGGCGCGAGCGGCAGCGGGCGGAGAAGCUGCAGGCACUCCGGUUGAAUGAGCACCUGCUCGAGCAGGACCCGGAACUGGGCGAUCUGGUCAAACCGCUGAUCGAAUCGUGGGACUGGAGCACACUCGAGCGCGAAGCGGCGGACCGGAAUGCGGAACGGGAGGGUGUGCGCAGUACGGUCACGGCCCUACCGAAACCGCUCAACGUACUCCCGGUGGUGAUCACCGCACGGAAGCUGCUGGUGGAUGAAGCGCAGCUCGAGCACUGUUCCGGCCUGGAGGCGGCCUCGUACGUUGGCACAAUCACCCCCGCCCGGGUAGAGUUGAAGCCGGAACGGGGGGCAGCAAUCGGGGCACUAACGCCCGACAUGCUCGGUCAACUUGCCCUGCUGGAGGAACGCCUCGGACCAUCGGCUGAGCUGCUGCCCCAUCUGGACGAUCUGGCCUCGGUCAUGACGCACCUGAGCCAGGCCCAACCGAUCGAGGUGGAUGGAGUGCCCGGCGUGAAGCUGAUCGUAAACCAUCAACCCGUAUUCGUCCCCGGGCAGAUGGUGAUGGUCGGCGGUAAGCCAACCUUCGUACCGGGUCAAUCGCUGCCCAGCUCGGCCGGUGCUUCCGGUGAGCUCGAGUUCAUACCCGGCGUCACCAUUACCGGGCAGGACGGUGCGAUCCAAUUCAUCCCCGGCGAGGUAACGACGGUCCGUGCGGGAAAGCACCCCACGGCCACCUUCGUCGCGGGCAAGGCGAUCGCCGGGCAAGGGUUCGUGUGUGGCCAGGUGCUGUCGGUGAACGGUGAGCCACGCUUCGUGCAGGGACAGACGAUUGUAACGCCCGAGGGGGUGAGCAAGUUCAUUGCGGGCGUGGUGGACGAACGGACGGGGCAGUUCGUUCCGGGCCAACCGAUCGAAACGCCGGACGGGUUGCGGUUCGUGCCGGGACAGACAAUCACCGUGCAGGGUCGGGAACGGUUCAUCCCCGGCCAGAACGUGCCGAACCCGGACGGCCACGGUGAGCUAGUGUUCGUGCCUGGACAGACGGUUGCCAUCGCCGGGGGGAAGGAUCGUUUCGUGCCCGGUAAAACGAUCGUCACCGCGGAAGGGGCGAGGUUUGUGCCGGGCCAGUACGCCGGGGACGCGUUCGUGCCCGGCAUCGUUGAUGGCAGUGGCCGAUUCGUGCCGGGCGUUAACAUCGAAACGAAGGAGGGUUCGAAGUUCGUCGAGGGACAGAUCGUGCACACGAAGCACGGCGAUGUGUUCAUGCCCGGUACUACGACGAUCGGACCGGCCGGUGGCGUGUCGUUCGCGUUGGCUUCCACGAUCGAUGCGGUGCGGUUCAGCGAGGCAUCGCCGGUUGGCAUGGUGGUGGACGGUGAGCGGCUGGCAAUCGAAGAACCGUCGCUGUGUGUGUUUGGCCAUCUGGUGCAGAACGACGUCGGGGUGGAGUUCUACCCCGAACGUAUCGGGCGGGAGCAUCUCCCGGCGGGCAAGGUGGUACCGGGCAAGCUGGUAAAGCAACUCGCCGAAUCGAAGUUCAUACCCGGCAUCAAGACGGCAGAUGACGGGUUCAUCCCGGGACAGGUGGUGCUAACCGACCGGGGCGAACAGUUCGUCCCCGGCCAGGUGAUUGAGACGUCCGAGGGCAUGAAGUUCGUACCGGGGCAGAUCAUCGAGACGAAGAGUGGGCCCAAGUUUGUACCGGGUCAGACGAUGGAAACGCCGGACGGGCCACGGUUUGUGCCGGGCCAGAUCAUCAAUACGCGCGUCGGACCAACCUUCAUCCCGGGGCAGGUGAUCAGCACCGACGACGACGGGGAAAAGUUCGUGCCGGGCCAGAUCGUCGACACGGACGACGGACCCCGGUUCGUGCCGGGUCGCGUGGUGGAAUCGGAGAAUCGCGUCACCUUCAUCCCGGGCCGCAUCGUCCAGACCGCCGACGGGCCACGGUUCGUAGCGCCGGAUCUGAAAGACAACGAGGACGGUGAUGAAGAGUUCUCGGUGCAGAGUUUCACCGUAACGCCGGAGGAGCUGAAGCUGCUGAAACCGAGCCAACCGGCAUACGGCGGAGCGGUUUCGGGCGAGAGCACGCUUGUCGUUAGUUUGGAUAGCACGAUCCUGCAGAGCCUGGCACAGUCGGGAAUGCCCAUCGGACGUCAGGUGGAAGCGUCCGCCGUGGAUUACGUACUCGAAAGCACGAAGGAACGCAAGGCUUUGCAGCAGUUCCUGGCCGAGAACAGUCUGCCCGGUGCGAAGCUGGACGUGCUGGAGAGCAUCUUCGAUGGGUUGAAACAGGUCUGCCGGAAGGUGGACCGCGAAUCGCUCCAGUACAGCGAUGCACACGCACCGAAGGAUGAGACGGUGUGCAAUGGGUCGAUCGGCGCUGUGGAAGCGCUUGCCUCCAGCCUGGCCACAAUCCUCAGCGAAGCGCACGGGUCGGACGCUAACGCACCCGAGCGGUCGAUGUACGAGAUGAUCGCGGAAGCGAUCAAGGCCUCGACGGGCGAAUACACGGUGGAGGAACUGCAACACAUCAUCCAGUCGCCGGAAGCAGUCGACUAUCUGUUCGGCGCUGUUAAUCGUACGAUCGUCAAGCACAACAUCGAUCACAAGCUGCGCACGCUGACGGCACUGAUGGAGGAGGACCCGGUGGGCGAAGAUACCGCACCGGGUGCGGGAUCGCUCCCGACGGGUGCCAUCGAAGAGUUCUGUGAGCUGCUCGACAACGGUGGAAUGUCUGAGGCGUUCGUAAAUCUGCUCAAAAAAGACGAAAACCUGUUCAAAUCCAUCGUUACCAGCCUGAAGAGUUCGGGCGUGGUGGAGGACAGUGUGAACAUCUCGGAGAUACUGCAAACGGCGCUGGUCGAUAGCAUUCAGGAGCGGGCCCAGGCCGCACUGGUCGAGCUCGUUGAAGAUCCCCGGUCGCAUGACGCAUUACGCACGCUGCUCCGUAAGUCGGAAGGGCUGGCGCACGCCCUCGGCCACGCCAAGGAGGCAGAGGCAUUGCAGUACCUGCUGACACAUCCGGCGGCAUUGCGUGAUCUCCACAAGGAGGAUGAACUGUUCACCAUCAUCAAUCGGGUGCUGAUCAUGGAGCAGUUGGCGGAAGAUGACGACGAGUAUCGGGAGCUGAUGGAUGGGCUCGAGCGAACACCAGCCCACGCUACCAAGAGUGAUAAGCUGCGGGAGCUCAUACGGCAGAGUGGAGCGUUGUCGCAUGCGCCCGCCCGGCGCCCCGUGAUCGAGUCUUCCCGCGACGUGCCGCUCUCGCUGUUCUACACCAACAACCAGCUGGCGAUCGAGGAGUUCUUCCUGAAGAGUGGCCAAAACCAGCGGCACCAGUACCCGAAGGCGUUCCUCAUCAUCAAGCGUGGCAUACAGGCGGUGAUACCGCGGGAGUCGAGCCACGAAGUGCUGGCGGGCAAGAUCGCCUACACCGUGCUGGACGAGGACGGUAUCCGUCACUUCCAGCCGAUGAAUGUGCUGUCCGCGUUGCGCCUCACGCCCAAGUUCCUGCACCGGUUUUCGAUGUACAGCUGCGAGGUGCAGGAGGAACCGGACUACGAAACGCUCAGCAGCAGCGGCAGCAGCAGCCACGAUGCGUUGGACAAGGUGGACGAGGCGGCAUACUUCUAUCGACCGCUGGCACGAAGAGGGUCGCUGCGUGUACCACCGGCCACCGCACCGGCCAAUGGCGCUGCCCGGAAGGUCGAGCGUCAGGAAUCGUUCAGUCCUCGGCUGAUAGCACGCAAACUUCCGCCCAUCAACGGGUAUCAUCCGGCAGGUUCGUUGCCACCGCUGCAACCGCUCUACCAACCGCUACACACCUUCCCCACCGUCAUCACCCACCACCAGCAGCUUCAGCAGCCUGUACCGCCCCGGCAGCACCAACAGCAGCAGCAGUACCAACAUCAUCACACCCAGCAUUACCACCCGGCAGCAAUGGCAGACAAUGUUAAGCAGACUCUACCGAUGGCAAUGAGGAUAGCGAUCAAGGCCUCGCUUGCGCAAGGCCGCGAACCAUCGACCUGCUAUCGCUCCAACAGCCGGGACUCGAUCCAUCGAACGUCAUCCCGCACCAGCGUACCCGACUGGAGCUGGAAGUGA
Molecule: messenger RNA, 4875 nt
Organism: Anopheles marshallii
Lineage: Eukaryota; Metazoa; Arthropoda; Insecta; Diptera; Culicidae
Exons: 2
Coding region: 1-4875 (1624 amino acids)
Source: RefSeq, a predicted model, not a curated record